This is a messenger RNA of Siniperca chuatsi (mandarin fish), 5244 nucleotides long. It is a transcript of the gene c1galt1lb, whose product is annotated as core 1 synthase, glycoprotein-N-acetylgalactosamine 3-beta-galactosyltransferase, 1b. Lineage: Eukaryota; Metazoa; Chordata; Actinopteri; Centrarchiformes; Sinipercidae. The record is from RefSeq and is a predicted model, not a curated record. The transcript has 4 exons. Gene Ontology annotation, molecular function: N-acetylgalactosaminide beta-1,3-galactosyltransferase activity. Gene Ontology annotation, cellular component: membrane. Bases 664 to 1863 code for a protein of 399 amino acids.
AUAACUGUUUCUUUGCAGGAGGACACGUGUCUGUGCUCAGCAAACACUGCGCUUUUCUUUUGAAAUACUUGACCGGAAAUCACUGCUUCUCUGGAAAGAGACAGCAGUCAGAUAAGUUAGAUGUAGUUUAUGCAGCGUUGUGGAACAAUUUUAUACUGGUGUUUUAGUCUGUGCGUGAUUUUCAUUUAAUAACUGGGUUUAUCCCAGUCAACAGUCAUUUCAGUUCGCGCGGCCGGUCAGCUAACUGUAACGUUUCCGUUAGCUGUGUUUACCCGACAGGAAGGACUGAAGUUAACGUUAUCGUCGAUCAAAUAACGGACUAGCCUGUUAGCUAACGCCAGUUAGCCAGGCCAGGAGCCAGUGAUUAAAGAUAAUAAUUUUUCUAUCCCGGAGAGUAUUUAGGUGGCGUUUCGGGUUUUCUCGCUCUCUCUAUUUUGCCACGUUAACUGUUCGCAACAUUUUAGUGUGGCUAGCUGAGCUAAGUUAUCGUUUGCAGAACAAAAAAACGCUUCGCCGUGGUCACAACUGUCUCAGCUUUCGCUUUUCAAAGUUUGCGUUUCCCGUUAUGCUGAAGUAGCUGUGGCAGCAUAAAGCUGCUAUGGUGUCUGCAACUGCGCUGCACCUGCCACGUUGAACAACAGUGACAGUGACACCUGGUCCAGCAUGAAGGCCCUCGGAUCCAGAUUCUACUUCUAUGCCGGUUUCGUGGUAGGAACCUUCACACUGUACGUGUUUCUGCGGCAAGUGUGGUUUGAGAGGACUUUGUCAGCACACCAGGCAACCAGCCGUGACAAACAAGACUACCAGGAACAGCUUGAUGAAGACAGAAAGAUAUGGAAGAAGGAGAGGUCUGCUCUUUUCAACCUGAAGCACCCUCAUCAUACAGGUGAGGAUAGCCGCAUGGCUGAUGAACUAUACAAUAAGGUGCGUAUUCUUUGCUGGGUGAUGACUGGACCCAACAACCUGGAGAAGAAGGCUCGGCAUGUGAAGUCCACUUGGAGUCGCCACUGCAAUGUUGUGGUCUUCAUGAGCUCCGUGGAGGACCCCGACUUCCCCACGGUGGGCUUAGGUACAAAGGAGGGUCGGGACCAGCUGUACUGGAAAACGAUCCGGGCCUUCCAAUAUGCCUACGAGCAUCAUGUCCAUGAGGUCGAUUGGUUUCUCAAGGCAGAUGACGACACCUACGUAAUUGUAGACAACCUGCGGUGGGUUCUUGCAAACCACGCGCCGGACGAGCCGAUUUACUUUGGCCGAAGAUUCAAGCCCUACACCAAGCAGGGCUACAUGAGCGGGGGUGCAGGCUAUGUGUUGAGCAAAGAGGCUCUGCGGCGAUUUGUAGAAGGAUUUAAAAACAAACUGUGCACUCACACUACCUCUGUAGAGGACCUGGCAAUGGGGCAGUGCAUGGAGAAAGUUGGGGUGCUGGCAGGCGACUCCAGAGACACUGUGCACAGGGAGACAUUUCACCCAUUUGUCCCUGAGCAGCACCUCACUGCCAAGUUCCCCAAGAGCUUCUGGUAUUGGAGCUACUGCUACUACCCCAUCUCAGAGGGGCCAAACUGCUGCUCGGACGUGUCGGUGUCUUUCCACUAUGUAGAUGCUUCACACAUGUAUUUAUUGGAGUACUACACAUAUCACCUGCGUGCCUUUGGCUACAGAUACCGUUACCAGCCCCCUGCUCCACUAGGCUACAAUAUUGGACAGUCAAACUCCCAGGAUGCUGCAGAAGGAAAAAAAGAGCUGGCUUCUCAGGAGACAGGGCGAGGAGUGGGGGAUGAUCUGUCCAGAACUGACAAGAAACAGGAUGCAGAUCCCCCUCCUGCAGCUGGUAAAGACCCUCCUGCUGCUUCAGCGGCCAAGUAACAGUAGGACUGUGUGGGUGUGUGAAGGGAAUUGAUUACUAGGUAGGAAGAAUGUUGACUGUUUGUUUAUUCAUUCUGAUCUUUGCUCAUUUCUACAAAAGUAGAAAAACAGUCCACUUUGAUUUGAAAUGUCAAACCAGAUCCAUUCUCUACGGGGAAGUAGUUCUUGGCUUGCUGGAGUUGUUUGACUUGAAUUAAACCCAUUGUUAAUUAUGGGUCACUCCCUGUUUAUAGUUAAAGUUUCUGUGUCAGUUUGCCCCCGGGCUGCAAUCAAAUGCAUUUUCAUGAUACAGGCAAUUGUUUCGUCCAUGUUUGUUACUUUUUAAACUUUGAAUGCUGUGCUCGCUCCAAGAAGAUUAAUUUCAUAUGAAGAAAUUCUUCUACAGUGGGGCAAAAAAAGUAUUUAGUCAGCCAGCAGUUGUGCAAGUUCCCCCACUUAAAGAGGAGUCCUGUAAUUUUCAUCAUAAGUACAUUUCAACUAUGAGAGUCAGAAUGGGGGGGGAAAUCCAGAAAAAUCAUUGUUUAAAGAAUUUAUUUGCAAAUCAUGGUGGAAAAUAAGUAUUGUCAAUAACAAAAGUUAAUUUCAAUACUUUGUUAUAUACCCUUUGUUGGCAAUGACUUUUUCUGUAAGUCUUCACAAGGUUUUCACACACUGUUGCUGGUAUUUUGGCCCAUUCCUCCAUGCAGAUCUCCUUUAGAGCAGUGAUGUUUUGGGGCUGUUGCUGGGCAGCACAGACUUUCAACUCCCUCCAAAGAUUUUCUAUGGGGUUGAGAUCUGGAGACUGGCUAGGCCAUUCCAGGACCUUGAAAUGCUUCUUAUGAAGCCACUCCUUCGUUGCCUGGGUGGUGUGUUUGGGAUCAUUGUCAUGCUGAAAGACCCAGCCAUGUUUCAUCUUCAAUGCCCUUGCUGAUGGAAGGAGGUUUUCACUCAAAAUCUCACGAUACAUGGCCCCAUUCAUUCUUUCCUUUACACGGAUCAGUCGCCCUGGUCCCUUUGCAGAAAAACAGCCCCAAAGCAUGAUGUUUCCACCCCCCAUGCUUCACAGUAGGUAUGGUGUUCUUUGGAUGCAACUCAGCAUGCGUUCUCCUCCAAACACGACAAGUUGUGUUUUUACCAAAAAGUUCUAUUUGUUUCAUCUGACAUUCUCCCAAUCCUCUUCCGGAUCAUCCAAAUGCCCUCUAGCAAACUUCAGACGGGCUUGGACAUGUACUGGCUUAAGCAGGGGGACACGUCUGGCACUGCAGGAUUUGAGUCCCUGGCGGCGUAGUGUGUUACUGAUGGUAGCCUUUGUUACUUUGGUUCCAGCUAUCUGCAGGUCAUUCACUAGGUCCCCCGUGUGGUUCUGGGAUUUUUGCUCACCGUUCUUGUGAUCAUUUUGACCCCACAGGGUGAGAUCUUGCGUAGAGAUCCAGAUUGAGGGAGAUUAUCAGUGGUCUUGUAUAUCUUCCAUUUUCUAAUACUUGCUCCCACAGUUGAUUUCUUCACACCAAGCUGCUUACCUAUUGCAGAUUCAGUCUUCCCAGCCUGGUGCAGGUCUACCAUCUUGUUUCUGGUGUCCAGCUCUUUGGUCUUGGCCAUAGUGGAGUUUAGAGUGUGAUGUUGUGGACAGGUGUCUUUUAUACUGAUAACGAGUUCAAACAGGUGCCAUUAAUACAGGUGACCAGUGGAGGACAGAGGAGCUUCUUAAAGAAGAAGUUACAGGUCUGUGAGAGCCAGAAAUCUUGCUUGUUUGUAGGUGACCAAAUACUUAUUUUACAGAGGAAUUUACCAAUUCAUUAAUUCAUUAAAAAUCCUACAAUGUGAUUUCCUGGAUUCUUUUCCCCCCAUUCUGACUCUCAUAGUUGAAGUGUACCUAUGAUGAAAAUUACAGGCCUCUCUCAUCUUUUUAAGUGGGAGAACUUGCACAAUUGGUGGCUGACUAAAUACUUUUUUGCCCCACUGUAUUUGUCUCAAAUAGUAUUUUUUUAAGUUUCCACGAGGGAUGAUACCAUACUGAAGACAGACUAGUCAUUAUUUGUGUACUUGUAGUCUUGGUGAUAAUGCAGUGAAUCUUGGAGGUUCUCAUUAGUUUCUGUAAUUGGUGUAUGUUCAGUUAACAGCAAACGUUCAGGAAGCUUAUCGGUUCAUUUGAUCUGGAGUCUGUGUUUGACUUACCCGGCGGGCUGAAGGUGUGUUUAACAACCAAACAUCUUUCUUUCUUGAGUGAAACAGGGUCUACUAACCAUCCUUAACAAAAGCUUACCUACCUGUUCUUCCUGAAACCGGCACUGGAUGCACACACACAUUUCAUAGUUCCCCUCAUCUUUCCCCAGUGGACCCAUUAGCUUGUGCCUUGUAAAUUGAGAUUGUAUGAGCCAUCAGCUGCACACAUGACUUUUCACUGUGACAUUACCAUGAUAAGAGUGAUGCUUUCAGAUGGAGUAUAAUUUUAUUGAAUCCUUCCAAUGUAAUGAGUAUAGCCUUUGGGCAAGCCAGCAGAUGACUUGUUCAUGACUGUUUUUUUUGAAUAAGCAAGAAUUUUUCAGUUUCUACAAUGUUGUGUAAUUACUAAAUUCUGGGUGGGCCAGGCCUUUUAUUUUGUAGUUAAUACAUUGUGUAUAUUUAAAGUAUUCAUAACAGUUACUUUAUUACUUUGUAACCAAACAAGUAAUCAAUUUUGUGGAAGAUACAGUAAUUACCAAAUACAGAAAACAGCUUCAGGAAUCAGGCGGCAUUCAGUGAUGAUUCAAACAAAACACAUUUCUCAUUUAUGUGAAAAUUGCAUGCACUUUUGAGUGUUACAAGUGAUUUUCGUUUUAACCACUUAAACCUUUUAUUCUCCAUCAAGGUUAAAACUGUAUGAGGUAACUAAAGUGUAUAAAAUGCCUUUUUGUAAAUGUUUACACUCAAGUGUUUCCUUCUGUACAUGAGCACAUAGCAUAUUUUGUUUUUUGUUUUUGUUUUUUGUAUUAAAAAUGGAGUCCAAUUGAAACCAAAUCAGCAUGUUUUACAUAAUGGUUUAAUUUUAAAUAAAUUCACUCGCUUGUUGUCAAGUGAAUUAACAGUCUAGCAAAGGGCUGCCGUGCAGAUUCUUACAAGCAGUGGAUCAAAGUCCUGAAGGCCCAAACACUUUAUUGAUAACCGCCACAUUUGGUUUCUGAUGCGAGAUACAACACGUCAAGUCCUCGACAAUCUACUCCCAACAUUUAAUUUGAUUCAAAGGGAAAGGUGUACAGUAUUGUAUUUAUAUUUUAAAAGUAUUUAUGUUGGUAUUGCCAUCUAAAUGGAGUCGAUAUGCUUUGGUGUGUAAAUGAGUUUGUGUGAGCACACGUGAUCAGUGUGCAGGAUCGUUUUCAGUGAAUGGUACUUUAAUCACUAUAAAUAAAUGCAUAUUUUAUUGUA